UGGUAGCGCAGAAUUUCACUUGCAAACCGUUCAGCUGGACUCACCUGUGCAGUUGAGCUCUGAAUUUCCAACCAUGGACCAAUCACUGUCUGGUGGGCGGGGUCAAGUGAGCGUGCUCAGCUGUUUCCCGCCUUCUGUAGGCAGAGAUAUUGCUGCUGCUGUGGUGAAACCCCUGGGAGCUGGCCUUGGAAACCCUGGCACCCGUAGCUUGCUAUGCACAGACAAACAGGUAAAGUGGACAAUGGAGGUCUUGUGUUAUGGCCUCACUCUCCCACUAGAAGGAGAUACCGUCAAACUCUGCGUGGACAUCUACACUGAUUGGCUAAUGGCCCUGGUUUCCCCAAGAGACUCCACUCCUCCACCAAUCAGCAGAGACCCCAACCUGUAUGUCCAGAAGAUCCUCCGACACCUGUUCAAUCUGUUCUUGCCCAGGUCUGACCAGGUAAAUCUGGUCUACCUGUCUCUCUAUCAGCAGGUUCUGUGUGCUGUCCAAGUACUGGCUAAAGAGAGUACCAUGAUGAGCAGAGACACCUGGGAGACUCUGUUGCACUUCUUGCUUCGCAUCAACCAUGCCAUGCUGUCUCCAGCAACUGCUGCAGGUGGUGUAUCAGACAUGUUGAUGGCAGUGCUCCUUGAAGUGUGGCUGCUGUCUUGCUCUCGAUGUUUUCCAUCUCGCUCACUAUGGCAGACAUGCAGACAGAUGUUGAGCAGCUGGAGACAUCAGCCUGCAGUUGUGGAACAGUGGUGCAGAGUUGUUGCAGCCUUAACCUCCAGGUUGCUGCAGCUGACUUUCGGGCCAUCAUUCCCUCACUUUAAAGUCCCAGAAGAAGAUGCUGCCCUGAUCCCAGAGGACAUGGAUGAUAAGCGAAUCCCCCAGACCUGGUUCAGGUUCCUGCACUUAUUUAGUAAUCCGGUGGAGCUCAGUCGCACAGCAGCUGUUGUUCCAUCGCAAGUUUCACAGGGGGAGGUGUUGAGAAGAGGUGACAGUCAGCUACCAAACAUCUUCUUUAAAGCCAUGAGUGGAGUCGGUAUCCUUGUCGACGCCUUCCUGGUUUCACAGGGGGAGGUGUUGAGAAGAGGUGACAGUCAGCUACCAAACAUCUUCUUUAAAGCCAUGAGUGGAGUCGGUAUCCUUGUCGACGCCUUCCUGGAAACAAUAGAACAACUCCUUCCAAACACUGGAAUGACAACAAAACUGCACUUCAGAGACCGGCUGCCUUCUUUUGCGAUUUCUGUGACCAAAAGCCCGUUCAGAGACCGUCUGCCCUCCUAUGGUAUCUCCCGGCCUCGCUCUGGCAGUGCACCACCCACACCAGUGAAUGUACUGAGCAUGCAAAGCUCCGCUUCCUCAACCAGUUCCUCCCCUCCAUACAACAGACAAAUUCCAUCACCCCAUUGGAAAUCUUUCUCCCAGCUUCCUUCCUUCUCCUCCCUGUUUUGUUCGUCUCUCAGACCCUCUCCCUCACCCCUCAGGUGUAAUGUGGACUCCCUUCUACAUCUGUUUGGUUGCUGGCUGUUCGAUGCUGCACUAAUCAGCAGAGACUCUGCUGGGCAGGGUGAUGUUGCUGUGAUGUCAAAUGGAUGGGCGGCAGGUCGAGCUGAGGCUUGCGGGACACUUUGCAGGAUCUUCAGCUGCAGGAAGACGGCAGAGGACAUUCUGUCUGUCUACCUGUCCAGGUUCUACCUGGUUUUGAUACAGGGUCUUCAAGUGUCAGAGAAGGCCAGUUCCCCUGUUCUGGCCUCCAUUCUGCUGAACUCCACCUCUCUGUUCUGCUGUGACCUAAGAGGAGUCAACAUACUGCUACCUCCCUUUAUCUCAGCUCUGGAAAAUGUGCUGCUCGACAGAGAGCUGCUGAAGUUUAAGAAUUUUGUCACUCCGGUGGAUUUAAGGCGAGCCUCCAUCCUUGUCCUGCUUUCCCUGCUGCCCAUCCCUACGCACUUUGGAUCAGUCCAGUUAGAGGAGUUACUGGAUAGGAAGUUAAGCGCUGAUGCUGCAACAGGUACCCUCCUGUUGCUGAAGCCACGCCUUAUCAGUGUCCUGAUUGGAGCUCUGCAGACAGAGGCAGACACCUGCAACAUACAGCUCCUCCUGGCGGCCAUGUUGAAUCUGAUUCAGGAUUCAGCUGUGUCAGAGCCUGCAAGACGAACUCAACAAGAAACUGAGCCCCUGCUUACUGGGACCAGUAAACUCAAACAGGCUUUGGGAGCAAGUCAGACCAGUACAAACCGAUGGACCAGAGGAUCGAAUGCAGUGGCAGUUUUGUGGGUUCAAUCUCUACGUUUGCUCACUCAGCGUCUGACGUCUCAGUGGAGGAAUGAUUCAGCAGUUUGUCUGUCUGCCCUGGAAGUGCUGGGAGGACUGGCCAAGGUGGAAGUGCGAGUGGAGGAGUCAGAGAGGAUGCGAGUAGUCAGUUCAGUCUGCACCUACAUUGUUUUUCAGUGCAGUCGUCCUCCUCCUCUUCACUCCAGAGAUCUGCACUCCAUCAUUGUUGCUGCCUUCCAGUGUCUCAAUGUCUGGUUAACACAACAUCCCACACUGCUUGGCCAUAAGGAGUGUUUGUUGGAGGUCCUGGAGAUCGUGGAACUUGGGAUUUCAGGCAGUAAGUCUAGACAGGAACAAAAAGUGAGAUGUAAAGAGGAGAAAGACCAAAACCCAGCCUCUCUGAGGGUGAAGGAGGCAGCUGAGGCCACACUUAGCUGUGUUAUGCAGGUUUCAGAGGCAUUCCCUUUCGUCAGCGGGAUCCUCAAUGAGGAUGUUCUGGUUCGUUCUUCCUGUCAGAGUGACAGCAGUCUUGAGAAGUUCAGAUAUUUUGUGGUGGAAAGCUCCACGAUCCUAGCCUUUUUGGAGCAAACACUGGGACGUGAACAGGCACAGUAUCCAUCACUCAUCAUGGUGAUCAGAGGAGCGUCAGGACGCCACACCUGGAGUCUAGAGCUUUGUCCAAAGCCUCACCAGGGACAAGCUGACACACAGGAACCCCUGAUACCAGAACAGCACAGCAUGGCCCAGGAAGAUGCCAGAAUACAAACUGUUAUCAAACAGCAGCUGCUUUCUGAAAGUUUUGAUGCAGUUCCAUCAGUUAAAGCAGAUCAUAGUAUUCCAGCUCUGCAUGAGACCAUUACUGAGGAGCAUCUGCGAACAGCUUUAAAGAGACAGCAGCAAGUCGAGGCUCGACCACAAGCGAGCAGUCGUUCGGCUGUCCCGAUGACCUGUAAACCUCCUCCACCUGUCACCCAUUUCCAGGCGGCAAGACUGUUCCUGUCCCACUUGGGCCUGCUGACACCUGAGAGUGUAAAGGAUCCAGGUAUCAGUGGUGUUCCAGCUCCGCUUGUGGCGCUCGACUCAUCUCUUCCUGGUUUCUUUGACAGCCUGAGAAAUUUGGACCAGCAGCCAUCAAGAAUCUACGAUUCCACCUUUAUCUUCUACAUGGGAGCAGGACAGAGGACAGAGGCUGAGAUCCUGAAGAAUGUGGAGUCGGCCUGCAAUGUCCAUUCACACUUCCUUGACUUCCUGUCAUCUCUUGGUUGGCCGGUGGAGGUGGGACAGGUGGGCAGGGUCAGCACUAGCAGAUCCGGCUUUUCUUGCUGAUUGGUUAUUUUCUUUCUACCAGAAUUUUCUUCUGUGUUGGGUGACAGCGGAGGGAGUGUGUUUGACGGGAAGCGGUUCAUCCUGAUGUUCACAGACAGUCUGACAGAGCUCACCUUCAUUGUCCCGUCACUGUUACACAGUCAUGCAAAGAGUUCAGAGGUGUUGUUCCCACCUGCUGAGUCACCACUCAACCUACCAUGUCACUCUAAAUCCAAUAGUUAUCCAGCAAUGAUGCCGUGUAACAGCUCUGAAUGCAACUUGAUGAUAGUCUGGGUCGAACGGUUCGAGGACAUUGAGAAUUUCCCUGUGUCUGGUCUCCUGUCACAUACCAGGUCACAAACAGAGAUCAGUGUAUCCACAAUCCAGCUGAUUUUUAUACAUCCUCUGAAAACUGGACUCUACCGAAUCCACGUCAGUGAAAACACCACCAGCAAGUUUGGUUUGGUCGUCCCAUUGGUCAGCGGGAGUGUGGUCAGCAAGAGGUCACUGGGUUUUUUGGUUAGGGAGAUGGUGAUAAACUGGUGCCACCGAAGAUUGUUAGAAAGUGACUCUACUCCACCACCUCACAUUAGAAGAAAGCACAUGAUCAAUGACAUCACUCUUCGCUACCGAAGCCGCCACUCUGAACCUGCCUUUUAC
Neolamprologus brichardi is the source of this 4228-nucleotide messenger RNA. Lineage: Eukaryota; Metazoa; Chordata; Actinopteri; Cichliformes; Cichlidae. The record is from RefSeq and is a predicted model, not a curated record.